CACGCACUAGUGACCUGCCAAUGCGACGCAUCUCACUCUCAAAAGGUCUCGAACGCUACACGGCAGCGAAGAGCAUGGGGAAUUGACUGCGGACUCAUUGAUAAAGAAUUGCCACUGGAAUUAAAAUGAACAAUUCGUCCUGUAUGUUCCUUUGCAGUAUCCAUUUAGUAUAGUCUAUUUGUUUAUGACACUGUAGGAAACCGAAGCAUGGCGGGUACCUUAUCAUUGGUGAUGUUGUUUGGAGUGGUUGGGGUAUUGGUGGCUUCUAAGACGGAGCGGGCGGUGCAGGUGCCCUGUGAGUCAGGCCAGUACACCAAGGGUGGAGAGUGCUGCGAGGUGUGCCCACCUGGAGAGGGGGUGGUGAGGAGGUGUGGUGCCAACCAGACCGUCUGCGCCCAGUGCCUAGACAGUGAGACCUACUCAGAGACCUACAGCCACACAGACACAUGUAUCCCCUGCACCAUGUGUACAGGUCUGAUGCGCAUGCAGACGCCCUGCACUGACUCCAACAAUGCCAUCUGCGUGUGUGACUACAACUACUACCUGAAUGAGGUGUCUGGGCGCUGCGAGCCCUGCACGGUGUGCCCGGCGGGCCAGGGCGUGUUGGCACACUGCGAGCACAACCACGACACGGUGUGUGAGGAGUGUAUAGACGACACCUACUCCGACCGGGACAGCUCCCUGGACCCCUGCCUGCCCUGCACCAUAUGUGAUGAGGGCAUCGAGGUGGAGCUGAGCGCCUGCACCCCCGUCAGCGACUCCCUCUGCCACAAUCCUCUCUUCCCGUCCUACACGUCUCCCACCUUUCCCCUGGACCUGUCUUCCCCCUCUUUCACAGACAUCUUCCCACCAGACAGCUCCAGCAGCCCCUCCCCGGGGGGAGAGAGCACCACGGCCCAGCCCAGCCCUCACUUCAUCAGACCGGGCUUCAACGAGAACCUCAUCCCCAUCUACUGCUCCAUCCUGGCUGCUGUGGUGGUGGGGCUGGUGGCCUACAUCGUCUUCAAAAGGUGGAACAGCUGCAAGCAGAACAAACAGCCGGCUAACAACCACCAAGCCACAGCAGCCAAUCAAACGGUGACGCCGGAGGGGGAGAAGCUGCACAGCGACAGCGGCAUCUCAGUGGACAGCCAGAGUCUGCAGGAGCAGCAGCAUGCAGCCCAGGCCCAGGUCCAGACACAGAGACAGGAACAGAUAGUGGUGAGGGUGGAUGGGGGACCUGACUCACCUCCCCCCCAGGUCUGAGGAAGAGGAGAAGCCGCUGACAGGAAGGAGGAAAAGGAGGAGAGGGGGAAGUGGGUUGCCAUGGAAACCUUGAUGUGGGAAUGGACAUACAGUAUAAGAGUACAGACUGAGUGGGCUUCUUGGAUACAACAAGGAAGUUGACGACAUUAUCCCUUUUCAUUAUCCCAUUAUCCCUUUUCCACCCUUUUCACCAAGGGUGGCCACUGGUUUCUGACUGACCUCUUGUCCCAGUAUGGACCCUUAUUGGACAGACUGGAGCAUCAGAGGCUGACCCAGUAUCUCUACACAGAACCCAACUCUGCCAGUGUGUCUUUGAACACUAAGCCUCUCCGCCAGUACCAACACCAACCCCAACCCCAACACCAACACCAAACCCAACCCCAACACCAACACCAACCCUAACACCAACCCCAACACCAAACGUCUGCCUCAAGUCACUAAAGUUGCAAUAUCACUACCACCCAUAAUCCAAGAAGCAUCACUGUGUUAGAUAUCCUGGUCUCUGUCUUUUCUGUCAGCUGGUGUUGACCAAUCAUUAUGAAAGUGUGUUAGUAUGUUAUCCCAUGAAGGAGUUUUAUCAUGUGUCCCCAUAAGUUCACUGCCAACUUCCUUUGACCAUUUGCUAAAAUUAUUAUUCAUCCACCCCCCGAUUCCCCCCUACUCACUCACAUCAUCAAAUGUUUGUGCCUCAGAGGUAGAUAAACUCUCUGUCCCCUCUCUCCCCUUGUCUGUACUCUCUCUCUCUCAGCGUGUAACUAUCUGUCCCUCUUUCCAUCCCUCCAUCUAUUCCUAUCCUAUCCUAGUGUGUUCUCAGGGCUAGUCCUGCAGUAGUCUCUCAGUGACUCCGUCACACCUCCAGACUGUCUUCUCAGACCUCAGCAGCCUGUUGUAAUCCUCCAUGUGAUCCUGUCUGAUAGUAUCCCACUGUUAUCUAUUCAACAUAACUCAGUGGGGGAACGGUUAUGCUGCGUUUAGAUGGUACGAGGUAGACGGCGUUCGGAUGUCAUUGUUUUCAAUGAGAGCACGACGGUAAAUGCCGUUGAGGUCACGGUAGACGGGACAUGCCACCAGAGUUAAAAUAUUUAAACUUUUGUUGUCUGUCGUAUCGUUGUUUCUACCGGAUGUUGAUUUGCACCGUUUGUUUACCGAAAUCACCAUAGCAACCAUACCAUCGUGCUGGCUUGCUUUCUUCUUGUAUUCCGCCUCUCUUAGGGGUUGAGUUACAAGGCUUCCUCAGCAGUGCAGCUCCAUUACCCCAGGAGCUGUGAUAUGCAAUAUGAGGAGCAUUUUUGGACUGUUGAACAUUGCUGACUCAUUGACCUGACACGUAAUGUGAUGUCCAACUGCCAAAAAUGGAACUGUGACGUCAUCAGAAAGAGGCUCUGCAGUAUCAGUAUUCGAGGCUGUUCCAUGGUAGCCUGACGAGAGUUGGCUAGAAAUAGUAUACAGAGUUUAUAUACAAACACUGUAUAGUAGGCUAUACUCAAGACUCCCCUUAAAUAUCCAUUACAUUGUACUUGCUAAUGAGUGGAGACAUGGGACACUCGUCAGAGACUUCCGUCUCACUGAAAUAAACACGAGCACUUGCACACACACACUCACGUGCAGAUAUGUGUGUGUGCUAAAGAGUGUGCGGUGGCGCUAAUGUGUCUGCUGCGGUAUGGUAUGGUAGGGGUAUGGGAGUAAACACAGGGGCCAUUAGGGAGACAUUCCUGGCAGGCAGGUAUAAUUACCUCAGGGUUUCAGGUUCAUUUAGCUUCACUCAGUCAGCUGGCUCUCAUCUGGAUCCCUCUGUUCUGUACUGCACAGAGACAUAUAGGACGCUUUUAAAGUGGCAACAAUGUGACAUUACCAUUGCUCACCUCUCAUGUGUCUGAGAGAGCAGUGACAUUUUACUGUAUCACAAUAGUGAUCUGAAGCACUUAUACACCCCCCCCCCCCCCCCCCCCACACUCUCUCUGAUGAUAAACUGUAUGUAUGUGUUGCCUUUGAUCACUUUUGUAUGUAUCUAUAUUGGCACGCAGCAUACUGAACACGCAGUAGGUACUAGAUGUUGGCAAUGUAGCUACGCUUACUGUAACUGUACUGCUUUGAAGUCCAGGUUUGAUUCCCAGGGACAUGUGAUUACUCAGGGUCCCUUUGGUGUGGUUUGAUGCUUGAAUUUAGAUGUAGGUAGAUAGCAAAGUAGAGAUAUUAGCAGAGAUACUUUUGUGUGUGUGUAAGAGAGAGAGAGAGAGAGAGAGAGAGAGAUAAUCUGGUGUAGCAAAGAUACAGUAGGGAAGACGCUCUCAUAGUAGUGAGUUUUGAGGCUUUUGAAUAGAAAACAGCAACACACCCACACUAUAUUCCCCCUGGAGGCCUCUCUCUGCUUGUGACAUAUCCAGUGGCUUCACACACACAGUGUUUCACACAAUAUUAUUGACAGCAGUGUGAUUCAUAUUGCUCCACAAUGGAAGUGCAGUAGGACCCAGUGGACCAACAGAUUGGCAUAAUACCACUGACUGACAGGAGGGAUUGUCAUCAACGACUGGUGAACAACUGAACCUUUCACUGUGGCUGGCGGCCCCAGGGGCCCAAUCUAACACUGUGCUGUCUCACAGGUGAAUAGAGGUGUCAAUAUAGAAUCUACAGUAUGACUCAAUCUGUACUGUUCCUCCACAGCAGGGGACACUGGUAGAGUGAAGGACGAUAAUAUAAGAAUGUAAAGCUGAAUAACGUUACAGACAUAAAUAUGCAAAACAUUCAAUGUUCUUCUAUUGUUUUUGUUAUGAAUAUUAUUCUCUUUUUUGAAAUCAGUAUUUUUUUGAAAACGGUUUCUUGUUUUAGCACUUAUUAGAUGUAAUAUGCACACUCAAAGACUGUGCUAUACAAGUGCCUGUGUACAGAGUCAGGUGUCUGAGUUAUGUUCAGAACACUUUCUGUUGUUCUUCUUCUUCUGUUUUUAUUCUCCCUUGUUGUAUGAUCUGUGUUUUGUUUCAUCAUUUGAGUGUUAAUGAAGGUUUCAGGAAGUAUAGGCCAUAGGUUAAAACAUACUACUGUUGUUGUUGAAAUCCAUAUAGCAUCAUCUACGUACAUGCCAUCUGCUGUGGUCCUAUUUUACCCACCACAAUAUACUCUAUCUACAGUGCAAAAGUGGCAAUAUGUGAUGAGCAUGACCAGUAUGUUUUUACAUGUUCAGCUUGUCCAGAGGUUGUGGACAGACAUGCCAUGUAUGAGGAGGAUUCACUGUGAUUCUCUAUGGUAAUAUCCAAGAUAUAAUAAAUCCCCACAGAAAUUUCAGACCCCGUCCUCCCAAAAGCUGAAUGUUACAUGUACUUAUCUACUAGUGUAAAAUGCAUUGUGUAAAUGUGAAUUUCUUAGAGUUGUUACAAUAUAUAAAUACACUAUAAAAUUGAAAA
Messenger RNA from Salvelinus namaycush (lake trout), 4643 nucleotides. RefSeq names its product tumor necrosis factor receptor superfamily member 16-like. Gene Ontology annotation, cellular component: plasma membrane; cell surface. Gene Ontology annotation, molecular function: nerve growth factor binding; death receptor activity; coreceptor activity. Lineage: Eukaryota; Metazoa; Chordata; Actinopteri; Salmoniformes; Salmonidae. The coding region runs from base 208 to 1245 and encodes 345 amino acids. The transcript has 6 exons. Gene Ontology annotation, biological process: Rho protein signal transduction. The record is from RefSeq and is a predicted model, not a curated record.